This is a messenger RNA of Clonostachys rhizophaga, 1791 nucleotides long. The record is from the annotation of a GenBank genome assembly. NCBI's taxonomy places the organism in Eukaryota, Fungi, Ascomycota, Sordariomycetes, Hypocreales, Bionectriaceae.
AUGGUGAAUCAUGGAGCUUCAAAAGGCUGCCUGACCUGCAAACAGAGGCGAGUCAAAUGCGAUGAGGGCAAGCCGGGCUGCCAGAGGUGUUUUCGCAGGGGGAGAGAAUGCGGCGGCUACGAGAAGCCCCCCACCACUUUGAAGUUCAAGCCGCAGACAUUCAGCUACACUCGCCCUGGACGCCGCGCCCACAUCAUCGACAAGGCCAAUUCCGCCAAAGAGAGCAGGGACUCCAGCCCGCCAAUCUCCCGUACCCCUAGCCCGCCGGUUGUUAACUGCGCGCUCGCCUUCUUUCUCGGUAACUUUGCGGGGAAAGGCCGCGGCUUCGCGUCCUCCCGUGGUUUCUUCGAGCUGCUUGCACCGGCGUUGGCAAAGGAGCCCCAAGACUCGCCCUUGACGCUGGCCCUCUGUGCCCUGUCGACUAAGGUCCUGAAGCAGUGGAAGGAAGACCCGUAUUCCUUCAACAAGCCACACAGACGGCUGGCUCAUGCUUAUGCACGUCUCAGAACCGCCAUUGCCGACCCGAAUGAGAGCAGAACCCAGUCGACCGUGCUGGCGGCUCUCGUCUUCCAGUUCCACGAGAACCUGAGUGCUGUUUUCAGUAUGCAGAAGGCGCAGCGAACACACCAUGAUGGAGCUGUCGCACUGAUGAACCAGCACGGGACAGAGCUGCUCUCUACGCCGUAUGGCCGUCAUAUGGUGCGCUACCUCAUGUUCGUUGAGAUAGCCGCGGCCAUACGGGAGAAGCGACCGUUCCCCACGAGCGUGCUGUCGAUUCCGGAAAUCGCAAAUACCCCAGGGAACCCCAGCGCCGCGCUCGAUCUGAUCGGGGUUGCGGUCGCAAACGUGCAACAUCGCGUCACCUCCUUUGCUGAGCGGCUUGCACUCGAGCCUUUGUUGGAGCGGGAUCUGGAGCCCAUCCUGAUGCAGCUGGACAACAUCCACAUCAGGCUCCUGGACUGGAGGAAUACCUUAUUCAAGGCGUGGAAUCCCAUAUAUGUCUCAAAUGUUAGGGAGACGAACCCUCCGAUAAUCUCGUACCAAGGUGACUGCGAUAUUUAUCCCGAUGUGCAAAUCUCCUCCAUCUGGAGCAAUUGGCGGAGCUACCGCAUUGUGCUCUUCAAAGCGGCGCUCAUACUACUCCGCCAGCUUCCCAAAAUCAGCCCCCGAGUCGUGCAGGUUGCGUACGGCGAGCCGCAAGAUAUACAAGACUUGGAACAGACCACCAGGCAGUCAAUCCAGGAGACAUUCGAUGCCAUGUGCCGGGUCGUCCCAUUCUGCAUGGGCAACCGCACCAGGACGGCAAGCAUGCACGAUAUGGUAGCAGUCGACCUGCAUUUCCCAAGCUACCACGACCCAGGGACAUGCGACCCGUCAGCUCUUGAACAGUGGCCCAGGGAUGAAAUACUCUCCUUGGCGAAUCAUCUUGGACAUAUCAAGGCAUUGGGUGCAUGGCAUGCUUUGACGCCACUGAGUUUCAUGCUGAGCGUGUGUAACGACGAGUACGGCUCGCUUGUGGCCGAGUCCCUGAGGCAAGGGCAGUUGCAGUGGAUUCGUAAGGAGCUCGCCCGCUCGGUUUUGGUGCUCAGCAUGCGAAAAUCUGCUCCCAAUAGCCCUACAUCAGCCCAGUCCUCACCUCCAGGGCAAUACGGUACCACUGGCACAACUCCAACGGAGGAGCCAGGCAGAAGCGGGGCAGGCUAUCCCGAUGACAAUGACACGCUGUACAAGAUGUCUGCGGAUGAGGUGGAACAGCUACGGGGUUCCCUGAGGCUGUCGGGCGGCGCAUAG